Funneliformis geosporum is the source of this 465-nucleotide messenger RNA. The record is from the annotation of a GenBank genome assembly. NCBI's taxonomy places the organism in Eukaryota, Fungi, Glomeromycota, Glomeromycetes, Glomerales, Glomeraceae.
AUGGAAGCUUUUAGUUUUAUUUUUCCUGAAGUUUUUGAAGAACUUAUUGUCCAAUAUACCAAUUCUUUAAAAAAUAAGAACAAAUACAAUAUUCAUUUAAUUGAUCAAAAUACAUAUGAUGAUAUUAAAAAAUUCUUGUUUGGAAAUGAUCAUGUUGUACAUAUUUCAUUCAACAAUAGAACAACAGGUGCUAGAAAUAAUGUCAACAAAAAUAUUCGCUCGUUACCAGUUUUAAUUAAAGAAAAUAUGUAUAAAGUAUUUUGUUUAGCCCAUACUGAAGUUAGUCACAAAAAAAUAGCUAGUACAUAUGAAAAAUUGCGCAAUGAAUGGGGUAAUAUUAACAAAAAAUUGGUUGAACUUUUUUGUGAGAAUUGUUCUAUUUGUGCUAUUCGUGUAAACAGAAAAUUUAGUAAUGAAGUAGCAGGAAAAGCAAUAAUUGCUAGAAACUUUUUAUCUCGUUUACAG